UACAUACCGGGCUCCAGCUUCAUCACGCCUUGAGGAUGGCUGCUGUUCCAGGUCUGAUUUUGUUGGCCAGCGUCUGCCACUAUGCAUCCAGUCAGAUGCCCGACGGAAGAGGCAGAGACCUUUCGCCAGAGAUGCUGUCGGAGAUGAAGGGAACAAACCAAGUUCUGAGAGAAAUCACAGAACUGCUGAACCAGCAGAUCAAGGAGAUCACAUUCUUGAAGAACACAGUGAUGGAAUGCGAUGCUUGCGGCAUAGGCACGGGAGCGACGGGCCCUGGGAUCAGCGUGGCACCUCUUAACCACUGCUACCCAAAUCCUUGCUUCCCUGGGGUCACCUGCACAAACAUGCCCACUGGCUUCCGCUGCGGGACCUGCCCUCUCGGCUACACCGGCAAUGGGAGCCACUGCACCGACGUUAACGAGUGCACAGCAAACCCCUGCUUUUCCAGAGUCCAGUGUGUCAACACAUCCCCCGGUUUCCACUGUGGCCCCUGCCCUCCCGGCUACACUGGGUCAGCGCUUGAAGGAGUCGGUUUAGCCUUCGCCAGGGCUAACAAGCAGGUCUGCAACGACAUCAACGAAUGCGAGGCAGGGAUGGCCAACUCCUGCGUUCCCAAUUCCAUUUGCAUUAACACUCGGGGCUCCUAUAAAUGCGGAGCAUGCAAGGCCGGCUUCGUAGGAAACCAAGCGUCUGGCUGUCGCAGCAAGGCUGAGAGACGGUGUCCCAAUGGAGAACUUAGUCCGUGCCAUGAGAAAGCGGAGUGCAUUGUUGAGCGCGACGGGACACUCACCUGCGUGUGCAUCGUCGGGUGGGCUGGAAACGGCUACAUCUGCGGCAGGGACACGGACAUAGACGGCUUCCCCGAUGAGAAGCUCCGCUGCUCUGACAAAAAGUGCCGCAAGGAUAAUUGCGUGAGCAUCCCCAACUCUGGGCAGGAAGACGCUGACAGAGAUGGCAUCGGUGAUGCCUGCGACGACGACGCUGAUGGUGACGGCAUAAUAAACACUGAGGACAACUGCGUGUUCGUGCGCAACGCAGACCAGCGCAACGUGGACCAGGACAACUUUGGUGAUGCCUGUGACAACUGCCGCAACGUGAAGAACAACGACCAGCGUGACAGUGACAAGGACGGGCAGGGGGACCUGUGCGACGACGACAUGGACGGAGACAGGGUUACAAACAACAGGGACAACUGCGUCAGGAUUCCCAACCCGGACCAGAAGGACAGCGACGGCGACGGCGUCGGAGACGUGUGCGACAGCUGCCCCUUGGUCAGGAACCCAGACCAGAAAGACACUGACCACGACCUCAUCGGUGACCUGUGUGACACCAACCAAGACCAAGAUGGCGAUGGGCACCAGGACUCCAGGGACAACUGCCCAACUGUGCCCAACAGCUCCCAGGUGGACUCUGACGGGGAUGGACUUGGCGACGAAUGCGAUGAGGACGACGAUAAUGAUGGCAUCCCGGAUCAGAGGCCCCCCGGCCCUGACAACUGCCGCCUGGUCCCUAAUCCCGGGCAGGAAGAUGCAGACAGAGACGGCAUCGGGGAUGCCUGCAAGGGCGACUUUGACCAGGACCAGGUGAUUGACCGCAUCGACGUCUGCCCCGAGAACGCCCAGGUGAAGCUGACCGACUUCCGGCAGUACCAGACGGUGGUGCUGGACCCUGAGGGCGAUGCGCAGAUUGACCCCAACUGGAUCGUCCUCAACCAGGGAAUGGAAAUUGUUCAGACCAUGAACAGUGACCCCGGCUUGGCUGUCGGGUAUACCGCAUUCAACGGGGUGGACUUUGAGGGCACCUUCCACGUGAACACGGCCACAGACGACGACUACGCGGGGUUCAUCUUCGGCUACCAGGACAGUGCCAGCUUCUACGUGGUCAUGUGGAAACAGAUGGAACAAACCUACUGGCAGGCGAACCCCUUCAGAGCGGUGGCGGAGCCUGGGAUUCAGCUCAAGACGGUGAAGUCAAAGACUGGGCCCGGGGAAUUCCUCCGCAACUCCCUCUGGCACACAGGGGACACCGCAGACCAGGUCAAGCUGCUGUGGAAAGACCCCCGCAACGUCGGCUGGAAAGACAAGACCUCCUACCGCUGGUUCUUGCAGCACCGCCCCCAGGUGGGCUAUAUCCGAGCUCGCUUCUAUGAGGGGUCUGAGCUGGUGGCAGACACAGGCGUGGUCCUUGACACAACGAUGCGCGGUGGCCGCCUUGGCGUCUUCUGCUUCUCUCAGGAGAACAUCAUCUGGGCAAAUCUGCGGUACCGCUGCAAUGACACUAUUCCCGAGGACUACGAGUCUUACCGCAGCCAGCAAGACUAAGUGCCACCGCCCCCGCCUCGAAAGGAUACUCAGCGCACUGCUUUUCACAAUAUAUCAAACGACAAACUGCACCACAAUGCCUCGCAGCGGCUGCCUUUGGGGCAGCCUUCCCCAACCUCUCCAGUAACUGUCCUCCGAAGCCUCCUUGGAAUCACUCGCUGGCUCUGGGCAGAGAUGCGCUGAAGCUUGGAAAACGUGCCCCGUUUCCAGUCAUUCCAGAGGAGGCGCUUGAGAACACGGAGAAGGAAAAGCCAAGUCAAAAACAAGGAAAUAAGUAGCCAAAGACUCCAGCAAGACCAAAGGGCUCGCCUACAGAGGGAGGCUGUUUCCUUCCAUCCUGCCUCUACUGGGGGUGGUGGUUUUUUUGCAUCAGGCCUGAUGUCAAGAUGCAACAGGAAGGGGGGCCUAGCCCUCCUCUCUUUCACUCUCAAAGAAAGAAUGAACUGUGCCUCCAAUUUUGACUACUGAGUUAAUUAUGUCUGGCCCACUCAAGAACCCAUCAGUGUCCUGCAAAAAAAAGAAAAGAGCACUGCCUUUUGCAAGCAGAAAGCCCCCAGCAUCUCGAGUUAAAAAUGAGCAGGGAGCAGGUAAUAUGAAAGAGCUUCUCUGCCCAAGGUUCUGGAGAGCUCCUGCCAGUCAGAGCACAACGGCCAUACGGCAGGCUUCCUAUGCUAACACAGGGCCUUACACCUAGUCGCACGUUAAUUCCUCCAGCUAAGGAAUUAAAACGCUCACCUUCUUGGGGGGACAGACACAAAGAAAACCCUUUUUUUAAAAACAAAAUGUAUAGAAAAUUUGGAGAAUUAAAUCACUUUGCCUACUG
Molecule: messenger RNA, 3144 nt
Organism: Rhineura floridana
Lineage: Eukaryota; Metazoa; Chordata; Lepidosauria; Squamata; Rhineuridae
Gene: COMP
Product: cartilage oligomeric matrix protein
Exons: 19
Coding region: 36-2321 (761 amino acids)
Biological process (GO): cell adhesion
Cellular component (GO): extracellular region
Molecular function (GO): calcium ion binding
Source: RefSeq, a predicted model, not a curated record